CACUGGUGACAUCAUGGUCGUUGUCUCUUGUCUGUCAUUUUGAGUUCAUUCAUUCGAUUGGUCGUCACGGAAAUUUACGACGAAUUUUAUCCUUUUGAGAACUAGAACAUUCACAAAUAAUUGAUUUUUAAUUAACUUACUAAAUAUUAUUGGUCUCUAAUCUAAAUUUCCCGUCAAUAGAAAGGAGCAACAAAGAAACGUCCUUGAAGUCUGUGCAGUUUUGCACAAUUCAAUAGAUUUGCGGUUGUGAUGGAAACUUAUUCUAAUGUGACUACAAGACGAGUGAGAUCAGCUGUGGAAGGAUACAAAUGAGAGGUUUAAAAAGCGCCAGUGUUGUGUUCUUAUACCAGAUAGUACGAGGAGAAAUAGUUGGUCGCUAAUCGACAGGUUUUAUGUGCGCGUGACGGUGACAUGAGCACAAACAACAAACGGCGUGGAGCAAGCAGUUCCAGUUGUACUGUGUUUGGAGUGCCCGCUCUCGUGAAUGCGAAUACCGCGAUGUCCGCCGAUCUCGCGUCUUUGUUUGAAUGUCCUGUUUGUUUCGACUAUGUCCUGCCUCCAAUACUGCAGUGCCAGAGCGGGCACCUCGUGUGCUCCAGCUGCCGCCCCAAGCUAUCGUGCUGCCCCACCUGUCGUGGGCCCCUUGGAAAUAUACGGAAUCUUGCCAUGGAAAAAGUUGCUAGCAAUGUCAUGUUCCCAUGUAAACAUUCAAAUACUGGUUGCACUGUCACCCUUGUACACACAGAGAAAGCUGAACACGAAGAAGCCUGUGAAUUCCGGCCAUAUUCAUGCCCAUGUCCAGGCGCAUCAUGCAAGUGGCAAGGUGGAUUAGAUCAAGUAAUGCCACAUCUAAUGAUGUCUCAUAAAAGUAUUACAACCUUACAGGGAGAAGAUAUUGUAUUCUUAGCUACUGACAUUAACUUACCAGGGGCAGUAGACUGGGUCAUGAUGCAGUCCUGUUUCAACCACCAUUUCAUGUUGGUCCUUGAAAAACAAGAGAAAUUUGAUGGGCACCAGCAAUUUUUUGCGAUUGUACAGCUUAUAGGUUCACGCAAGGAAGCUGAGAAUUUUGCAUAUCGGUUGGAAUUGAAUGGGCACCGCCGUCGACUUACUUGGGAAGCCAUGCCUCGCUCUAUUCACGAAGGAGUGUCAUCAGCUAUAAUGAACUCAGACUGUCUAGUAUUUGACACUUCACUUGCACAGCUAUUCGCUGACAAUGGAAAUCUUGGAAUUAAUGUCACAAUAUCCAUUGCCUAAAUUAUAUUACCAUACCGUUAUACUCAUAAUUGUAGACCAUGGGAUGUACAUUGAAAAGAGAUAUACAUUAUUGUAACAUCUUCGUAAUCAAUCUAUGAACUAGAAAAAAAAUUGCAAAACACAAUUUUAAAACAAAUUCAUAUUUUUGUUACAAUUUCUAAUAUCUGCAAAUAAUUCAUCCGGAC
This is a messenger RNA of Chilo suppressalis (striped riceborer), 1442 nucleotides long. Lineage: Eukaryota; Metazoa; Arthropoda; Insecta; Lepidoptera; Crambidae. The record is from the annotation of a GenBank genome assembly.